Molecule: messenger RNA, 1659 nt
Organism: Coniophora puteana RWD-64-598 SS2
Lineage: Eukaryota; Fungi; Basidiomycota; Agaricomycetes; Boletales; Coniophoraceae
Exons: 7
Coding region: 1-1659 (552 amino acids)
Source: RefSeq, a predicted model, not a curated record
AUGUCUUCACGGUCACCCGACGCCGACAAGGCUCACGAAGAAUUCAACCACCAACUCGCUAUAAAACUUUCGAGGGCGCUCAACCUCGUCAACCCCAAUGACUUGCUUGCUGAGCGAGUGUCGGACAUUGCAAAGACAAACUCGGUGGAUGGAUUUGUGCAAGCGGCGCGAGCUUUCGGCAAGUUUAAGGACUCGUUUCUUACUGAGCUGCAUGCCGAAAUCUUGUCCCAUGCAAAGCAGGAGGCAUCCGGCGUAGCUCCCCGCCCUGUCGAAGGUAUCACCGUGCAUGACAGUGAAGUACUCGAGCCAGAUCCCGUACGCCAAGGCGGCCUUAUGCGCCAGGAUGCUCGUCAUGCCUUCCGUCAACCCGCGAAGCCCAUUGAACCGCCGACUCCUCGUGGUUCUUUGCUAGGUCUUGAUAGGCUUGCAAAGGAGAAGAGGGAGGAAAACGCAAAUGGUAAUGGUCCUCGGAAGAAGCCAAGAUUGGACAACGGCGGCGAUGCUGUAUUCAAGGCCCGCUCCAGCAACAUGCGCCAAAGAGGAGAAGAGACACCCUCUCAUCCCGGUGGUAUAUCCGACAUCGCACGUCUAAGGUUAGAUGAGCACAGGAGAAACAAAGAGAAGCAGCGAGAGGGCAUUACUGCCAUGAAUGAACGUAAGGACGGCGGUCCACGUGGUUUAGGCGACUUUCAGCGCCGUUCAAACCGAGACAACGACCGGGACUGGCGCGGAAGGGGGAGACACAACGACAACAGAGAACGGGACCGAGGUUGGGAGUCUACGCCAAAGUCGGAGAGGGGUGGUGGGCGUGAUGGGCCGAGUGUACGCGUGCCCAAUGUAGGAUGGGACUCGACUCCACGCGGACGCGACGGCGAGGGUUCGGGAUGGGGCAGGGCUCGCAAUCGUGGGUGGGAUGCGCCAACGCCUCGAGUUGCGAGGGACGGGAGUCCAGAGGAUGAUGGUCUGCUUGGCGUUGAUGCUAGAGAGUGGGAAGACGAGCAGCUUAGGCUGGAUCGCGACUGGUACACGGGAGCUGAAGAGGGCGUUCUUGCUGGGGAUGAAGAGCACAACCCGUUGGCUCAAUACGAAGACCUGACUGCGAUCAGGCAGGCCGAGAUUGCAACCAAGCAGACGAAGCGGAUAUCGGCGAAGCAAGCUCAAUAUAAUGCUGACAAUGACCUCUGGGAAGCCAACCGAAUGGUCACUUCUGGAGUGGCGCAGCGGAAGAAUCUUGACCUGGACUUUGAGGACGACUCAGAAUCGACCGUGCAUGUUAUGGUUCACGACCUGAAGCCCCCAUUCCUCGAUGGAAAGACCGUAUUCACCACGCAACUCGAACCGAUCAACCCUAUUCGUGAUCCGACGAGCGACCUGGCUAUCUUCUCCAAGAAAGGGAGUGCACUCGUCAAGGAGAAGCGUGAGCAAGCCGAACGGCAAAAAGCUGCGGCCAAGCUCGCGCAUCUGGGUGGUACACAGCUCGGUAACAUCAUGGGUGUCAAGGACGAAGAUGCUGCGGCCGAGGGUGCGUGCUCUCUCUUUUCUAUAUGUAUCUAUGCGUUGGACAUUCACGUAGCUUUUUUGGCGCUGUUUAGCGGAGGCCGAGGCGGCUGCCAAGGCCGGUGGGGAGGAGAACUACAAGGGGGACUCCAAGUUUGCUAG